CCUCCCUCUAAAAGCACUCUGUGUGGGGAAGAUGAGAGCCAGAGCAAAGCUCAGAGGAACAAACCUGGACCUGGAUAUGAACCCAGCUGUGUGUCCUUCAGGAGUGACAACUCAGAAGAUUAUUUAAAAAAAUACAAAGACAGUCGUUUAAGAGUGAUGGAGAUCCAAGAAAUACUGAGAACUAGACCAGGAUGUGGACUCACCUGUGAGUCUUUCAAGACUGACCAGUCAAUGGAUUUUGAUAUUCGCUUCAAAGACAUCAGUUCAGUAGAGGAACAAAAGAAGAAAAGAGUCCCACUAUUACUAGAAAGACCCAGAACUGCAGAUGUUAGUCCACAGGAGCUUCUUGUUCAACAUCAGACCAGUCUGAGGAGGAGAAAUAAAAAUGUGGCUGAAGGAACUGAAGAAGCAGAAAUCUUCUUCAACAGGAUCUACACUGAGCUCUACAUCACAGAGGGACUGAGAAAAGACAUUCACACCCAACAUGAGGGAACACAGUUGGAGAAAACUUCCACGACCAACAAACUCCACAACAUUGUAAUCAAGAACCCAGACAUCUUCAAAGUCUUACCUGACCAACACAGAUCCAUCAGAGUGGUUCUGACCAGUGGAGUUGCUGGAGCUGGUAAAAGCUUCUCAGUGCAGAAGUUUACUCUGGACUGGGCCGAGGGCUUGGAGAACCAAGACAUCAGUGCUGUGGUUCCUCUUUCCUUCAGGGAGAUGAACUUGAUCAGAGAUGAGCAGCACAGUCUUCUCACUCUGAUCCAGCUUUUCCAUCCAACACUCCAGAAGAUCCCAGCAGAACAGCUGUCUGUCUGUAAACUUCUGUUCAUCUUUGAUGGUCUGGAUGAAAGCAGACUUUCUCUGGACUUCAACAACAGUCAGGUGGUGUCUGAUGUAACACAGAAGUCCUCAGUCAGCGUGCUGCUCACUAACCUCAUCCAGGGACAUUUACUUCCCUCAGCUCUGGUCUGGAUCACUUCCAGACCUGGAACAGCCAAUCAGAUCCCUCGUUCACGUGUGGACAGACUGACAGAAGUACGAGGCUUCAAUGAUGCUCAGAAGGAGGAGUACUUCAGGAGGAGAUUCCCAGAUGAAGAGCUGUCCAGCAGAAUCAUCUCCCACAUCAAAGGCUCCAUGUCCCUCUAUAUCAUGUGUGAAGUUCCAGUCUUCUGCUGGAUCACUGCUGUGGUUCUGAAGAACAUGCUGACCACAGAUCAGAGAGAAGAGCUGCCCACCACCCUGACUGACAUGUACUCACACUUCCUGAUGGUUCAGACAAAGAGGAAGAAGAACAAGUACCAACAGGAUCAUGAGACGAGUCCACAAGAGCUGACAGAGACUGACAGGGAAGUUCUUUUGAAGCUGGGGAGGCUGGCAUUUGAACAUCUGGAGAAAGGAAACAUCAUGUUCUACCAAGAAGACCUGCAGCAGUGUGGUCUGGAUAUCACUGAGGCCUCAGUGUACUCUGGAGUUUGUACUGAGAUCUUCAGAAAAGAGUGUGAGAUCUUCCAGAAACCGGUCUACAGCUUUGUUCAUCUGAGUGUUCAGGAGUUUCUGGCUGCAGUCUAUAUGUUUAACAGUUAUUCAAAUAGUAAGGAAAAGGUCAUUGAGGACUUCCUGAAGUUUGACAUGAAGAGCCCGUCCCUGGAUGAGUUUUUGAGGCUGGUCAUGGAAGAAUCACUUCAAAGUAAAACUGGACACCUGGACCUGUUUGUCCGCUUCCUUCAUGGCCUUUCAAUUGACUCCAACCGGAGACUUUUAGGAGGCCUGCUGGGUCAAAUAGAGAAUAAUCCAGGAGCAAUCCAGAGAGCCAUAAACAACCUGAAGAUGACCAGCAGUAAACAAGUCUCUCCAGACAGAAGUAUCAACAUCUAUCACUGUCUGAUGGAGAUGAAGGACCUCUCAGUUCAUCAGGAGAUUCAAGAGUUCCUAAAUUCUGAGAACAAGUCUGAUAAGAGACUCUCAGAGGUCCACUGCUCAGCUCUGGCCUACAUGCUGCAGAUUUCAGAGGAGGUUUUAGACAAGCUGGACCUGAGCCAGUACAACGCAUCAGAUGAGGGUAAACGGAGACUGAUCCCAGGUGUGAGGAACUGCAGAAAAUUCAUACUUGGAGAAUCGUGUGGACUCUCAGAGUCUGACUAUGAAGUUGUGAACUCCGCUCUGAAGUCCAACCCAUCCCAUCUCACAGAACUAGACCUGAGCUAUAACCACCUACAAGAUUCAUCCAUUAAGGGUCUGUGUUCUGGACUGGAGAACCCAAACUGUAGAGUGAAAACUCUGAGGUUGAAGGUCUGCAGUUUGUCCGAAGUCAGCUGUAAAUCUCUGGGCUCAGCUCUGAAGAACAACCCGUCCACUCUGACAGAACUUGACCUGAGCCACAACAACCUGCAAGAUUCAGGGUUUCUUCAUCUGCAGGGUUUCCUGGAGAGUCCAGAUUGCAAACUACAGACUCUAAGGCUGAAAAACUGCAAUUUGUCAGAGACUAGCUGUGAAGCUCUGGUCACAGCUCUGAAGUCCAACCCAAACCACCUGACAGAAUUAGAUCUGAGAGACAACAACCUGCAGGAUACAAAUGAUCAGGAGCUCCAGGAUCUGUUGGAGAGUCCAGAAUGCAGACUGCAGACUCUAAGGAUCAAAGGACAGCUGGUAACUGGACCUGGAUCUGAACCCAGCAAUGUGUCCAUCAGUAAAUGGGAGAAAGCUCUUGUCAGGAGAAAGUCAAAAGGGGACAUUCCUGAAUUCAAAGACAGCAGUUCAGUCGAGGAACACUGUAGUUCGCCUGAAAGAAGUAAGCCUCCCCAGUUAUUCCAUCAUCCUUUACAUCAGCCCCCCACAACUCUAAGCAAUCUGACAGAACUGGACCUCAGUUUCAACAACCUUGAGGAUUUUGGAUUUCUUCAUCUUUGUGGAAUUCUGGAGAGUCCAGAUUGCAGACUACAGACUCUGAGGUUGGAGAACUGUAGAUUGACAGCGAUCAGCUGUGAAGCUCUGGGAUCAGCGUUGAAGUCGAACCCAUUCAAUGUGAGACAACUGGACCUGAGCCUUAACGACCUGCAGGAUUCAGGAUUUCUUCAUCUGUGUGGUUUUCUGGAGAGUCCAGACUGCAGACUUAAGACUCUGAGGUUGGAGGACUGCAGUUUGUCAGAGAUCACCUGUGAAGCUCUGGGCUCAGCGCUGAUGUCCAACCCGUCCAAUCUAACAGAAUUGGACCUGAGCCAGAACAACAUGCAAGAUUCUGGGUUUCUUCAUCUCUGUGGAUUCAUGGGGAGUCUAUACUGUAGACUGCAGACUCUGGGGUUGAAGUACUGCAGUUUGUCAAAGAUCAGCUGUGCUGCUAUGGAAUCGGCUCUAAAACCCAACCCAGCCAAUCUGACAGAACUCAACAUGAGCUUCAACAAGCUCCAGGAUUCAGGACUUCUUCAUCUGUGUGGUUUUCUGGAGAGUCCAAACUGCAGACUGCAGAUUCUGAGGUUGGUGAGCUGUCAAUUGUCAAAGAGCAGCUGUCUAGUUCUUGGCUCUGUUUUGAAGUCCAACCCAUCCAAUCUGACAGAACUAGACCUGAGCCUUAACAACCUGCAGGAUUCAGGAUUUCUUCAUCUGUGUGGUUUUCUAGAGAGUCCAGACUGCAGACUUCAGACUCUGAGGUUGGAGAACUGCAGUUUGUCAAAGAUCAGCUGUGAAGCUCUGAGCUCAGCUCUACAGUCCAACCCGUCCUUUCUGGAAGAAUUGGACUUGAGUCUCAACAACCUGCAAGAUUCAGGAUUUCUUCAUCUGUGUGAUUUUCUGGAGAGCCCAGACUGCAGACUGCAGACUCUGAGGUCAAGAAAUUGCCGUUUGUCAGAGAUUAGCUGUGAAGCACUGGCCUCAGCACUGAAGUCCAACCCAUCCAACCUGACAGAACUGGACCUGGGGCUCAACAACCUAUAUGAUUCAGGAUUUGUUUUCCUAUGUGGUUUUCUGGAGAGUCCAGACUGCAGACUCCAGACUCUGAGAUUGGAGUUCUGCAGUUUGUCAGAGAUCAGUUGUACUGCUCUGGUCUUAGCUCUGAAGUCUAAAUCGCCCAACCUGACAGAACUGGAUCUGAGCAGGAACAGAAAUGUGCAUGACCAAGGAGUUCUUCAUCUGUGUGGUUUUCUGGAAAGUCCUUCCUGCAAACUGCUGACUUUGAGGUUGAGAUACUGCAGUUUGUCAGGGGUCAGUUGCACUGCACUGGUCUCAGCUCUGAAAUCAAACCCAUCCCACCUGACAGAACUGGACCUGAGGAACAACAGUCUGCGGGAUUCAGAUGUUCAGCAGCUCCAGGCUCUGGUGGAGAGUUCAGACUGCAAACUGCAGAUUCUGAGGUGGAGCAUAAAGGAAAAGCGGUAGGUGGUCUGCAGAGACGUUGUGACUGGAUGGUGGAGAGCAGAGUGAUGGAGGAAUCAAAGGAAGAGGAGAUGAGUGUCAAAGCUGCAGGAUGAACUGAUCUGUGAUCAGCUCCGUCUCUGUCAGAAUCAAGUGUACAGUUAUUAUGCUGCAGCCUCCCGAGUGGACUGAUGGAGAACUGCACUUCAUCUUCUCAUUCUAACUUGGAUGGUUGGAAAGUCUUCUGUUUCUCUUCUCUCUAGUUUUGAGAGCUUCUCUUAACUUUGUUCUUAUGAUCUUGCUGUUGUUGCUGAAGUCAUCCUUCCUGUCAGCUGACAUCUGUGUGUCUCUCUAUAUUUUCAUACUGUGAGCAUUUAUGCACUUAAGUCAGUUGAUCAAACAAACCAGCAAAUAUUGAUCAAUCAUUGAUCAGCUUUCUCCUCGUCUGUCUUGUGACUGUUCCUUCAAAUGAUUUGUCUUGGUGAUUCUCUCAUCAUCACAUUGAUGAAGAUCUGCCAUGGUUCCGAUUUGUUUGUAGAAGAGCUGAGCAGACAAAGUGUUUUUUUGUCUGGUGUUUGUGCGGAAACAUGAGUUGGAUUCAGAUGUUCAGCAGCUCCAGGAUCUGGAGGGAGAAAAGACAUGCAGACAAACAGAAACAAGAUGGUUAAAAACAAAUUGGACAGAAGGAAGUCUACCAAAAUGUAAAUAAUCCCCGCUCACUAUUUUUUUUUAUCCAUCAUUGUGGAAUAUCUGUUAUUUUUAUUUAUUUAAAAAUGAUAUAUUUGUCAUAUUUUUUUUAAAUGGAUGUGAGUGUCAAGAGAAAAGAUUCCAUGAAGCGUAGAAGCAGCAGAAUCAUAGUGUGAUGUUUCAAUCGAACAUUUAAGUUUAAGCCCACUUGUACAUUAAAACUAUCACAAUUUUUUGGCAGUGUAUGUUUUUAGUCAAGAAAAACAUGGAUGUUAAAAGUACCUUCAUGGAUCAUGCUAAUUUUUUUUCUAUUUUGUUUUAGAUUAUCAGACUUAAAUUAUUUAUUUCUCUAGAAUACCAUACGUUAUAGCAAAAAUGUUUUAAAAUUUUUUGUAAUCUUGUUUUCAAAAUGUGGAGAUGUUUUAUGUAUCUUUUUUGGUGUAAAUUAUCAACAAUAAAUAAGGUCACAAUAAAAUGCAAUUGCAAAUUGCAAAAUGCAUUGUCAUUUGAAUUAUGACACCAAAAACCCAUUACAAUUUACAAUGCCACUGACUU
This is a messenger RNA of Oryzias melastigma (Indian medaka), 5589 nucleotides long. RefSeq names its product NACHT, LRR and PYD domains-containing protein 12. The transcript is spliced from 19 exons. Gene Ontology annotation, molecular function: protein binding. The record is from RefSeq and is a predicted model, not a curated record. Bases 157 to 4371 code for a protein of 1404 amino acids. NCBI's taxonomy places the organism in Eukaryota, Metazoa, Chordata, Actinopteri, Beloniformes, Adrianichthyidae.